CGAGACCCGGGAAAGCCCCUGCGCUGCGGCCAAAGGAGCAUGAGCUGGAGAGGCGAGUUUCCAACGAGGAAGUGUGCUGAGAUGGUGCGAGUGGGGUUGGUCUGCAUGGCCUUUGGGGUCCCUUCCAACUCUUCCCUGAGUCUGUAAAGCACGGUCCACUAAAGCGCGCCUGACUCCAAACUUUGCAGCCGGGAUCCAAGGGAAGGAGGCGCCUCUCCGCCUGAAUGCCCGUGGCCAAAGGCGGCGGGGAGGGAAUGGAGCCCCACGAAUACAUCCACGGCAUCCCCGCCUGGGUCUUGGAGGACUUCUGCCAGAAGAUGGACUGCCUCCACGACUACGACUGGAUGCGCUUUGCAUCCCACGUGAUAACUGACCAGACUGAACUGCGAAAAAUCAAAUGCAUGGAAAAGGCAGGGAUCAGCCGGACAAGAGAGCUGAUGUGGUGGUGGGGAGUGAGGCUUGCAACUGUCCAGGAGCUGCUGGACCUUCUACAAGAACUGCAGCUUUACCGAGCAGCCCAAGUGAUUGCCAACUGGAAGUCAAUUUCGCUUGCCCAUGAUUCUGUGAAGCCCCCUCAACAAGAGAAUCUAUCACUAUAUCCAAAUGGCAACAAACUUAAACGGCUACCAAAUGAGCCAGAAGGGCAAGCAUCACUAUAUACAGAUCCUGUUUUUAAAAGAGACGGAAACAUUCAUCCUUUAUCUCCACCCCCAACUUCCAUGGACCUUCCUCAUUCAUUGCAUUCAAUUCCACCUGAUUUAUCAAAUAGAAAGCUCUGCAGUGCUUCUGUUCCUCAAGAGGAAAUUGCUCCUCAUCUUCCUAAGAGCGAAAGCUUGCUGUGGAGCCCAAGUGAAGUGGAAACUGCUACCAAUGGCUUCAGUAGGGAAAGCCAAAUUAGUGAAGGCAUUUUUGCUGUCACCUACAAAGGUUGGAGGGACAAUGCACUAUAUGUGGUGAAAAAGCUAAAAGAGGAUCAGACAGAAAGAUUUUUUCGCACAGAAGUUCAGAUCUGCUUUCGGUGUCAUCACCCUAAUAUACUACAGCUGUUAGGAUUCUCUGUAGAAAGUGUUUCUCCCUGCCUGAUAUAUCCUUACAUGCCAAAUGGAUCCUUGAUGGACAGACUACAGUGUCAGGGAGGUUCUGAAUCAUUAACAUGGACACAACGCAUCAAAAUCUCUUUAGGACUUAUUCAAGCAAUUCAACAUUUACAUAGGUUUGGAAUUCUUCAUGGGAAUGUGAAAAGUUCCAAUGUUUUGCUGGAUGCAGAUUUUGUACCUCAACUUGGGCAUUCUGGUCUCCGGCUGCAUCCUAUAGAGAAAAAGACCGAUCGGGCUAUGAUGAAAACCAAAGUCUUGCAAGUUUCUCUUGCUUAUUUCCCAGAAGAUUUUGUCAGGCAUGGGCAGCUAACAGAAAAAGUGGAUAUAUUUGGCUGUGGAAUAGUUUUAGCAGAAAUACUCACUGGCAUGAAGGCAAUGGAUGAAGAACGUUAUCCUGUUUUUCUGAAAGACGUCCUCCUUGAAGAAAUCCAGGCAGCAAAAAAACUGUCCUCUUCUAAGGAAAGAACCUUUGAACAAGUUGCUGCAAUGGAAAUAUAUCACAAAUAUCAAGACAAGCAAGCAGCUGGCUUGCCAGAAACAGCUGGUGUACAUUUGGCUAUGGCUGCCUGUGUUUGCCUGAGGAAAAAGAAUGCUGAUCUGGCAGAGGUGAAGGAAAUUGUGGAAAUGGCACAUCGUCAAAUGCAGCAUCAAAAGAUGACACAGGGAAGCAGUUGCUUUGGACCCUCCAUCAAUAUCCCAGAAGAAACCAAUGAUGAGCCGGCAAGUUCGUUCAUUGAUGGUUUCCCAGUCAAUUCCAAUUACGAGCGUAAUUCAGUCUCCCUGAAUUGCAAUGAUUUGUUACCCCCUUUGACAAGAGCUACAGUUCCUGAAACAUAUUCCAUGCAGAUGUUGCAUGUUCCUUGUGAGUCAGAUGAAUCAAGUAACUUUUUUUGGGAUCCAAUGGAGGAUGCUGACUGCCAGCUACAAAGGAGAAGCCAUCAACAUUUGGAAAACACUUCCUUAGCCGGGCCUCUGCCAAGUGAUCUAGAAUGCAACAAUAACUUCACAACAGAAAAUACAAACUUUGGUCAAAGCAUGAAGCUGCAGGAAGAAGCUGUUUCUUCAAGCACUGCUCCUGGCUGUUCAUCACAAGCAGCAGAAGCAAAAGAAAUAAAGAUCAACAGCGCAAAGAAGAAAUUGGUGGAACAAAUUUUAUUGUAUGAAGAAAAUAAGAUAAACAGUUAUGAACUUUUUGACUCUUCAGUUUAGUGAUGUCAUCUUCAAUGGGAUUUUACAAAGACUAAGCUUUGUUAGCAGCUGCCACUACAACCAAAAUAGGCAUUACUGGAUUCAUAUGCAUGAAACAUACCAUAAUAUUAUACAAGGUGGGAGAAUUCUCUUGAUGUGAGAAAAGCCAAGAGUAUGUCUUUCACUAUUUUGUAAGUGUGGCUGAAAUAUCUUUUAGUUGGCAAAACCUCUCCCUGAAACUAAAGGGAAAUGCAGGAUGGAUAAGAAAAUAUCAUUUUUUUGAAGUGUUGAAAGCUGAUCAGUAUGGAAUAUUGACACUGGUUAGCUGAAUUAUCACUGGGAUAAAACUGGAUUGGUUUCAUUUUGUGUGAAAUAUUGAAAUUAAUGGCACACUAUCUCUGCGGCUUUUGAUUCUGUGAUUUGCAGAAUAUGAUACAGCAACUGAGCUUGUAUGAACAGUCUUACUGCUUGAUUACGCAUGAAAGAAAAGAUUUUAAACUUAUAAAGUGCUGAGAAAAUGUAAAAGAAUGUAAACAUUAUAUGUGUGGUGCUUAGUGCAUUUACAGAGACAUUUAGAUAACGAGUCAUAAGCAAGACAUGAAUAAUUCAGUAGAGCACAGGUAUGAUGUGAGUUGCACCUGACAUAAACUUUUGUCAGAACAAUUCUUAUUCCAGAAAACAACUAUAAGACUGGAGCGUCAUGUAACAAAAAUCAGACGAUCCAAAUCAUAAGGUGUAUCAGCACACUUCUAAGAUCCAGUUGUUUUUAGAAGAAAAAGAAAUAUUGUAGCAAGGAAUUAAAGUGUGUCAAGCCUGAGUUAUGAUUCAUGUGUACAAAAUACUGACUGUUGGGGAAGAUUCAAAAACUGCCAAGAAGCAGGAAAAUCGCAUUCAAAGCACCCCCGACAGAUGCAAUUCGACAAUGUCUGGCAGGCCACACAUUUCUCACUCCCAAUGCAAUGACUUCAUUCAGCUCUUAGCAAUAGUCUCGUUUGAGAAACAGCAGACUGAACCCAUGCACCUCUCAUCUGAUCCUAUACAAAUUAUGUUUCACUCCAAAGCAUUAAAGAUAUUUAAGGUAUGGAAAAUCAAAUGGAGAGACAGGAAUGUGAGGGGAAAGAAGCUGAAAAAACCUCAACAAUCAGUGUUCCUGUAGAGCCAGAGAUUCUAGGUGUUUCUGUCAAAUGGAUUUGGAAUGUCUGUUUCUUGUAAAUAUGAGCUCAGAGAAUCAGCAUUAAUCAAUUUAUAAUAGGUGAAUGCGUUUGAAGAAUGAGGGCAUAAGCAAUAUAAAUACUGUAUUCUUUUAUUUUUGAGUAAGCUGAUCUUGUUUGAUAAAAAUAUAUCCAUUUAUUCACUUCCCUUUAAGAAGCAAAAUGAAAUAUUUAUGUUGGAAAUAUUUUGUAGCAUAUUUUGUAUUUUAUAGUUUUUAUAGACAAUACUAUUACAUCUGAAUAUUAAUAAAUGUUGACAUUUGCAUUCACUGUAUAUUCUUCUGUUAUUUUCACAUACUGGGAUUUUUCUUUUAAACAUGCAAGUCUUCCAGUACAAUUUUAUACAUUUGUAUUUAAAGGCAACUCUCAGAAAUCCAACACAAUUUAUACACAAAUGCAGCCAGAGGCAUCAAAACUAUAAUAGAACAUUAUGCACUACUAUAAUAGGAGGAGAUGCGUAUCUUCAUGAGCCAUAGUACUGUGCUGUAAUGUAUAUUGCAGAUCCUUUGCUCCAAGUGCAUAAUUACCUAUAUAUGUAAAAUAAAAUAUUGGAACUGUUCUGUGAAUGUAGUCCCUAAUGGUCUAUUAAGGUCUGUAGUAUUUUUGCCUCAUCAGUGAACUGUGCAACAUGUUUGAUACCUAAAAUGUAUGUUCUACACCAUGGAUGGGGAACUCAUGGCCUUCCAGGUGGUAUCAGUCUUUUGUCAUCCUCUUGAGCCGCUUUGGGUCUUAAGAUAGGAAAACUGGAUAUAAAUAUAAAACUAUAUAAAAGUCAAA
Anolis carolinensis (green anole) is the source of this 4273-nucleotide messenger RNA. RefSeq names its product interleukin 1 receptor associated kinase 2 (gene irak2). The record is from RefSeq and is a predicted model, not a curated record. Gene Ontology annotation, molecular function: protein kinase activity; ATP binding; protein binding. The transcript has 13 exons. Gene Ontology annotation, biological process: signal transduction; protein phosphorylation. Gene Ontology annotation, cellular component: plasma membrane. The coding region runs from base 225 to 2306 and encodes 693 amino acids. NCBI's taxonomy places the organism in Eukaryota, Metazoa, Chordata, Lepidosauria, Squamata, Anolidae.